Pungitius pungitius (ninespine stickleback) is the source of this 4484-nucleotide messenger RNA. Its product is annotated as protein mono-ADP-ribosyltransferase PARP14-like. Gene Ontology annotation, molecular function: transcription corepressor activity; GTP binding; NAD+-protein mono-ADP-ribosyltransferase activity. Gene Ontology annotation, biological process: protein poly-ADP-ribosylation; negative regulation of gene expression. Bases 108 to 3977 code for a protein of 1289 amino acids. Gene Ontology annotation, cellular component: cytoplasm; nucleus. The transcript has 7 exons. The record is from RefSeq and is a predicted model, not a curated record. NCBI's taxonomy places the organism in Eukaryota, Metazoa, Chordata, Actinopteri, Perciformes, Gasterosteidae.
CGUUCCACAGCCAUGAAUCACGUGACUGCGCCUUGUUGACACCAGAGGCGCAGCAGUCAGAGGGGCUGCUUCACCCGUCUUCCUGCUCUCCUCGGGAGCUGAGCGCCAUGGGUGACGUUUACCAGCACCCUGUUUUCUUUGAGUGCCGCGACCCCCUGGGGGAGCGCGCGAGGACGAUUCGGAGAUAUUUCAGCGUGCGCCGCAAAUCGGGCGGAGGAGACUGCGGGCCGCUGGAGAGGCUGAACGAGAGCACCUACAGCGUUAAGUUCACGGACCAAAGAGAUCAGCAGGAGGUCCUGAGGAGAUCGGAGCAUGUCGUGGACGGUUUGGUGUUGUCCGUCCGAGGCAGCCUUGAGCCUGGAGCCUCCUCUCCGAGCCGGGACCUUACAGAUCAACCACAGAUCCCUCUAUGCAAUCCUGCUUCAACACCUUCGCCAAGUGAAGAGAAAUAUGAACUGCGACUUGAUUCUCACCUGCUACGUUACCUGAACGAGUGUCCCCACGCUAAGAAAGAACUCGAUAAGGGACUCACCUCUGUGGCCUGCUCUGCCCAGCUGUACCCAGAGGAGGACAGGGUUCUAGUUAGCCGGUUAGCUCAAGCUGGUGCUGCAGUCAGUAACUGGAGAGCCGAGGUAGACAAGCUCUUUGGUGGCUACCUGUGCCACUAUGAGUCGGACCCUCACAAGGUUAAAGCUUUACUUCAGCCUGGCACUUCUUCUCAGGCCACAGGUGAGGUGAAGGUGUACAGCAAUGUUGGGAUGGUCGUUGUGGUUGGGGAGCGUUCUCAAGUGAACGGCAGGUUGAUGGAUAUUAACGACUCGCAUGUUAAGCGACGGUCAGGUCACGUGAAGCAAAAGAGGACCUGUCGACUGGGUGAGGCCAAGCUCCGCCUCCUCUGGAAAGAGAUUGAGCACAGAUUGCGACAAGAUUUUCCCGAAGUGAAGGUCACGCAGGAAGCUGCAGGUCAAAUAGUUUUGGAAGGUUCUGUCAAAGAGAUUCUUAAGGCUGGAGAUUGUAUCUCUCAGCACGAGAACCUUGUUUUGGAAAGGACCGUUUCUGACAUAAGCCCACUUCUAUUGGCCUUCUUAAGAAAGGCAUACAGUGGCCCAGCUGAGCUACGGGACUUUUUAGGGGUUGGUGGCAAGGUGGAAAUAGAAAUACGAGACACAGAGGUUCGUUUCUUAUCUCUAUUCUCUGAGGAUCUUGAUGAAUUUUUAAAGGCACUGCAAGCUGAGAUCAAGGAAGUAAGAAUGGAUGUCCCUAACUGCUCCUCUGUGCCACCUGAUCUUCUUGAAAAGCUAAAGUCCAUAACAUUUGACAUCAACCAGGGCCAAUACAGGGCUCAGGUAGUCUUUGGCCCAGGGAGCACAUUGUGGCUACUGGGCCACACCAAAGAGGUCGACAAGCUAAGGGAAGUUGUCAUACAGUCUUUGGACGACUCCAGUAAUAAAAGCAUAGUCCAUCUGCCUUUCCCAGAUUUAGCAGAAAAGUUGCCAGAAUUGCUGCAGGCGUAUGAUAUUGACUGUACAGGGGUUACCUUUAUUCCCAGAACAUCUUCCUCUGGAUCCACGGUGGUGCUGCAAGGUCCAUCCUGCAAAGUGACCGAGAUCAGAAACUGUCUAGAACUAUUUGUGGACUCACAUUUUGAAGACCAUCCAAGUUUAAGUGAAGUAAACGCAACAGUUGCUAGCUACAGCCUUCCAGAUGGGUUACAGGUGCUGGUGUGUCAGGGUGACAUCACCAAACAGGAAGCUGAUGUCCUGGUGAACGCUGCCAAUGAAGAUCUGGAGCACACCGGAGGGGUCGCUGCUGCAUUAAGUAAAGCAGGUGGCCCUGACGUGCAAAAGGAGUGCAGAGCUAUAGUGAAGCAGCGGGGAAAAGUUCCUACAGGUGAUGUAGUGUUGACCACAGGGGGGAACUUAAAAUGCAAAUGUCUGCUGCAUGCUGUUGGGCCUGUGGGAGGAAAAUCAGGUGGCAGAGAGAGGAUCUUACUGGAAACAGCUGUCCAGUCUGCUCUGAAUUCAGCAGAGUCGAUGCGGUCGAUGUCAAUAGCCAUUCCGUGCAUCAGCUCAGGUGUGUUUGGUGUACCCGUCGCAUUGUGCUCUGACGCUAUUGUAACUGCUGUUAAGAAGUUUGGCAGUCAGGGAGGGCGAAGGCUGAGUAGAAUCAUUCUGAUUGAUACCAGAGUAGAGGUGGUUAGGGCUAUGCAGGAAGCAUGUGACCGUCAUCUCCACGGGAUAAGUAGCGGAAGCAAGGUACCCAGAGAUCCGGGGUUUCAAAUGGGAGCCACUGCUGGAGCUCCUGAACAUGGCGACCUUGUGGAGAUCGUUCAGGGAUCUGUGGAGACCCAGCAGGUGGAUGCCUUGGUUUCACCCAUGCUUGGCCAUGAACCUCUUUCCACCCGUGUUGGAGACACUUUGUUUCAAAUGGUUGGUCCCCAGUUGAUCACACAGUUUCAAAAGGAAGCAGAAGAAGAAACUGCUAUGCCUGGUGACGUAGUCCUGGUGGAGGGCUUGCCUGCACUUCCGUCUAAUGCAGUGUUCUUCGUCAACCUCUUUCCCUGGGACGAAGACCAAGAUGGAACACCAGUUCAGGUUCUGAAACUGGCCAUCAGCAACAUCCUCACAUCCUGUGACAACAGAGGGUUUGGAUCAGUUGCUUUCCCUGUUCUCGGUGCUGGGAUCGCCCUGCGGUUUCCGGGCAUAUUAGCCGCCACGGUGCUACUGGAGGAAGUUCUUAAGUUUAAACAGAACAGAGCCAGCAAAACACCCUUCGUGGUCCGCGUCGUCAUCCCCCCCGAUGAUGAAGCAUUCAUGGAGGCCUUCAGUUAUGUCCAGGAAGCUUUGCAACUCAAUAGAUUGGCAAAAGAUGUUCCUCAACCCGACCAAGUGUCAAAUACAAGAAGGAUCGUCGUGCUGGGGAAAACUGGACAUGGGAAAAGCCACCUAGCUAACACCAUAUUUGGAGCAAACAUCUUCAAAACAGACCAUUCUCCCAACUCUGGAACAAUUCAAUGUCAAGCAGAAACCCAAUCUGUCAACGGUAGAAGCACCACUUUGAUCGACACUCCUGGUUUCUUCGACACAGAAAAGCCUGAGGAGAUGCUGAAGGCUGAGAUAGUGAAGUGCAUCACGGAGUGCGCUCCCGGGCCCCACGCCUUUCUCAUCGUGCUGAAAGUAGAAAAAUUCACAGAGCACGAGCUUGCCGUCACCAAGAAAAUAUGCAAAUAUUUCACCGAAGAGGUUUUGAAAUAUGCCGUGAUUGUCUUCACGCAUGGCGACGACCUCCCCAAAGGGAUGUCCAUCGCGCAGUUCGUCCGUCAGAAUGAGAGUCUGAGAGAUCUGGUGGAGAAGUGCGGCGGCCGGUGCCACGUCGUCGACAAUAAACACUGGACGAACAAACAGCAGAACAACUACAGGAGCAACCAGGCCCGAGUGGAGGACCUGCUCAACACAAUAGACGAGAUGGUGACGCAAAACAAUGGAGGCCACUACACCAACGAGAUGUUUGAGGUGGUGGAGAAAGAGAUCCAGGUAGAGGAACACCGCAUACAACAAAAACUGUUGUCUGGAAACAUGUCGCAGGAAGAGAUCAGGAAGCAGGCAAAAGCCAGUGUGAAUGAGAGGCUCCUGAUCCAGCUGGCGGGCACAGCAACAGGAGCACUGUUGGGAGCUUUUUUUGGAUUGGCAGUGAUGGUCGGAUUGGUUGUCACGGCUGUAAGGAACUGUGCGCAAGUGGUGAAACUUUUAAAAACAGUUCCAAUGCUAAGUGGCAUUGCAACGCCAGUGAGUGCAGGAGUAGCAACGGCAGGACAAGUGGUGUUGGGUGUCGCUGCCGCUGGCAUGGUGGUAGCUGGGGGAGUAAUAGGUGGUGUUAUCGGUAACGAGGCAGCAGAGGGAGCCAAAACACCUUUGGAGGCCGCAGAAAUGGCAGCAAAGGCUGUUAUGAAAAAAGGGAAAGCUACUUUAAAGAUGUAGUCUUUUUUUGUCCCCCUGGCAAAUGUUUAUCCAAAAUUCAUUCCAUUUUUUUUUGUCUAGACCAACUCUUGAUCUCCGCGGGGAACUUCAUGGUCGGGGGAUGAUUCUCUGUGACACAACGAGCGGACAAUUAAUCCAUUGUCAACACAACAAAAAUAUAUCGGGUAGCUUGAACUAAAGGGACAAAGAAUUGGGAUCGAGAAUCGCAAGAAAGUCAAACAAGUGAGGCAGUGAUUCUGAAAAAGGUGGAGGGACAUUUUUAUUCUAAAGAGUUUAACCUCUGUAAUUACUACUUUAAGAAUUAGCCAAAAAAUUGUUGAUAUGUAAGAUGAUUGGGCUAAUGUGUAUAUGUUGGUAAUGUAUUUGAGUGGGGUUUAAAUUGGGACCGUCCAUAACUCCAGCGAGUGGGAUUUUAAUUCACUUUCCAUUAACCUUUAAUUAAUCGUUAUUAAGUCAUUUUUAUGUUUGAUAAAAAUCUGUAUUUAACCAAUAAAAGCAUUAAUUGCA